Drosophila kikkawai is the source of this 1695-nucleotide messenger RNA. Its product is annotated as probable cytochrome P450 12d1 proximal, mitochondrial. Gene Ontology annotation, molecular function: oxidoreductase activity, acting on paired donors, with incorporation or reduction of molecular oxygen; heme binding; monooxygenase activity. The record is from RefSeq and is a predicted model, not a curated record. NCBI's taxonomy places the organism in Eukaryota, Metazoa, Arthropoda, Insecta, Diptera, Drosophilidae.
AGCAGAAUGAAUACCUUAAACAGUGUGCGAUGCCGGGCAAGUGCCACAGGCCCCUUCCAAUCUCUGAGAUCGUCAUCGGCCUUGGCCCAGCCUCAGGUCAAAGCCAAUGUGUCUGAGGAAUCGAAAGCCUUUAGCGAGAUUCCACGACCAAGUAAACUGAAAUUCAUGAGGGCCUUUAUGCCCGGUGGUGAAUUCUAUAAUGCCUCCAUUACGGAAUAUACUUCAACGAUGCGAAAGCGAUAUGGCGAUAUAUUUAUAAUGCCAGGAAUGUUUGGGCGCAAGGAUUGGGUCACCACAUUUAAUACCAAGGAUAUAGAGAUGGUUUUCCGCAACGAGGGAAUCUGGCCACAUCGCGAUGGCCUGGAUUCGAUAGUAUAUUUCCGCCAACAUGUGCGACCCGAUGUUUAUGGAGAGAUGCAGGGUUUGGUGGCUUCACAAGAUGAAACUUGGGGCAAGCUCCGUUCAGCCGUAAAUCCUAUAUUUAUGCAACCCAGAGGCUUGAGAAUGUAUUACGAACCCUUGUCCAACAUUAAUAAUGAGUUUAUAGAAAGAAUUAAAGAAAUUCGCGAUCCCCAGACCUCGGAAGUGCCCGACAACUUUAUGGACGAAGUUAGCCGAAUGAUUUUUGAGUCUCUGGCUCUGGUGGCCUUUGAUAGGCAAAUGGGUUUGAUCAGAAAGAACAGGGAUAAUCCCGAUGCCAUGACCCUUUUCCAGACCACCAGGGAUAUCUUUCGAUUGACCUUCAGCUUGGAUUUCCAGCCCUCGAUGUGGAAAAUCAUCUCCACUCCUACUUACAGAAAAAUGAAGAAAACCCUGAACGACAGCUUGGAUGUGGCCCAGAAAAUGCUGAAGGAAAAUCAAGAUGAGCUGGAAAAGCGCCGCAUAGCGGGGGAAAAUAUUAAUAGCAAUAGUAUGCUGGAGCGAUUGAUGGAGAUCAAUCCCAAAAUGGCAGUGAUCAUGAGCUUGGACAUCCUUUUCGCUGGUGUGGAUGCCACUUCCACGCUUCUGGCUGCAGUUCUCUUGUGCCUCUCCAAGCAUCCGGAGAAGCAGCUGAAGUUGCGAGAGGAGCUGCUAAGGAUUAUGCCCACGAAAAAUACUCUGCUCAAUGAGGAGACCAUGAAGGAUAUGCCCUACUUGAGGGCAGUGAUCAAGGAGACACUGCGAUAUUAUCCCAAUGGCUUGGGCACCAUGAGGACUUCUCCAAAUGAUGUGGUGCUAUCUGGAUAUAAUGUGCCCAAGGGGUCUACUGUUCUAAUGGGUGCCAAUGUUCUCAUGAAGGACCCCGUCUUCUAUCCCCGUCCUAAUGAAUUUCUGCCCGAACGCUGGCUAAGGGAUCCUGAGACGGGCAAGAAGAUGCAGGUCAGUCCCUUCACCUAUUUACCCUUUGGCUUUGGACCUCGAAUGUGCAUCGGCAAGAGGGUGGUGGAUCUGGAGAUCGAGACCAGCGUGGCCAAGCUGAUUCGCAAUUUCCAGGUGGAGUUCAACAGGGAUGCCAGCAGGCCCUUCAAGACCAUGUUUGUUAUGGAGCCCGCUAUACCAUUUCCCUUCAAGUUCACCGAUAUUGAACAGAAAGUGACUGAGUAUUAAGUUUUGUGGCGCAAUAAGUUCCUUAUAGAUAUAGCUUGGCAUGUCAACAAUAAUUUGUUUUUGUUAAUAAAAAUAUAGGUAUAUAUAAAGUGUUUGUAGAUAAGACAA